AUGCCGCGGGUAUAUUGCGGGGAAAGAGCUGUAGAAACUUUUUUCGAGUAUUUAAUUGAAGAGGCGGAGAAAGCUAUGGAAUAUAUGGGACAGUAUACCCCCUACGAUCCCGACAAGGCGAUCGAAUAUAAUCCUAAAAAGUGUCACAUAUGCGAGUUGCCAAUUUCACCUUCAGAAAUUCCGGUUGUAGAUCAUUGGCACCAGGCCGAGGGGGGGACGAUCCGGGGGUACGCGCACAACUCGUGUAAUCUGAAUUACCAACAGCCGAACUACAUUACGAUAUAUGCACAUAACGCUGCCAAGUACGAUCAAAAGUUGAUACUUAAGCAUAUGAACAGUGUGCAAGGCUCGAUUACCGCGAUUGCGCGAUCAGACGAAGAAUUCAUAACGAUAUCUAAAAACUAUUCGAACGGGUUUACUUCUGUACGACUUAGAUUUGUGGAUUCGUACAAAAUGUUGUCCGGUUCUCUGGAAAAUUUGGUGCAAAAUAUGGGCGGCGAACGUGAUUUGUUUAUCCAGACGCGGAAAAUAAUCCCAGACCAUCUGCUACAUUUGGCAAUGCGGAAAUCUGUUUUUCCGUACAGUUAUAUUACGAGCGAGGCUGUUUUUGACGAAACAGAAUUACCUCCGAUAGGUGCUUUUUUUAACGAUCUCAGCAAGGAGCCCUGCUCGCCGGAAAACUAUAAACACGCUCAAGAGUGCUGGACCGCUUUCGGUAUGAAAACUCUGGGCGACUAUAAUCGGUUCUACGUCAUGUUAGAUACGUUGCUCUUAUCCGAUGUGAUUUCAGCGUAUCGAAAAACAGCUCAACUGUCGCACGGAUUGGACCCUGCCCACUUCAUAAGUAAUGCGUCUUACACGUGGUCCUGUAUGCUAUGGCAUAGCCGACAGAAAAUUGAGCUGCUCACCGACAUAGACCAAUACUACACAUUUAAAAACAACAUAAGAGGUGGGUAUUGUGUCUGCAGUUUGAGGUACGCCAGAGCCAAUAAUCCUGACGUCAACCCGAAUUUUAAUCCAAAAACCGAAGUGCCUAGUUAUCUAUUCAUGACCGAUUUUAACGCGCUGUACUCGAAAGCGAUGUGCGAGUCAUUGCCGUUAAAAAAUUUCAAGUGGAUGUCUCGCGACGAAUUAGAUUACGUAGAGCGCAACAUAUUGGAUAUAUCUGACAACGCCGAAACAGGAUAUUGGCUCGUCGCGGACAUCGAGUACCCGCCCGAACUACACAUGUUGCAUAGUAGAAUUAUGCCAGUGUUGCCGGAAAACAUUAUCCCGCCAGGGGGGAAGGUUCCCAAAUUGGUGGCCAACCUGAGGGAUAAAACUAAUUACGGACUGCAUUAUCGAGCGCUAAAAAUGGCGGUGUCGCUAGGGCUGAAAAUAAAAAGCAUACGUCGGGGUAUCUCGUUUCACCAAGAGCCGUGGUUGCAAGGGUAUAUCCAAAAAAACAUGGAGCUACGACGCCGCGCCAAAAACGAUUUCGAUAAACAGUUGUAUAAAGAUUUUUGCAACAUGUUAUUCGGACGCACAUGCAUGGACGUGGGUAAGCAUAAAAAUGUAAGAUUAAUUACCGAAAAAGGAAAGUUUUUGAAAGCUGUCGCUGAUCCGUAUUUCGAAAGAGCCACAAUGAUAGGCGAAGAAAUUGUAGCUGUGCAUAAGACUAAAAAGAGCAUACGCUAUGAUUUCCCGAUUUAUAUUGGCGCAAGCGUUUUGGACAUUUCCAAAACGUACAUGCAAGAUUUUCUUUAUAAUCAUGUAAAUAAGAAUUUUGGUGAAACUUGGCAACUAUGCUAUUCAGACACGGAUUCCGCCCUCAUUUUUUCGGAGGGGGUAAACCCGUCACACGUUGUGAAGCUAGAAAAUCAAAAAGGGCCUAUGUCGUGGUACGAUUGUAGCGAGUACGACCCGAGUCAUAUGUGUUACACCGAUGUCAAUAAACGCGUGCCAGGUAAAAUGAAAAACGAGUAUCCGAAAACAGACAUUAUAGAAUUUUGCGGAGUGCGUCCCAAAGCUUACAGCAUUCUUACUACGACUGACAAUAAGAGGAAGCUGAAGGGUAUAAAAUCUCACGUGAUACGUAAACAAAUAACGCAUCAGGAUUAUUUGGACUGCUUGUACCAAAACAAGCGGUUUCAACAUAAACAAAACACCAUCAUUUCAAAGAAACAACGCAUCUAUUCGGCGAUAAUGACUAAAACAUCUCUGGAUUCCUACGAUUCUAAGGUCCAUGUGUGGCCGGAUAAUGUACAUACUUUUCCUCAUUUCCAUGUUUCAGUAAUGACGCAUCAGAAUUUCAUGAAGGCUCUGAUCCCUGAAAUACAUCAGCAGCGAAGCAGCACAGUGGGCUAUGAACACGGCGACUCUGACGUCGAGAUGCUCGAUGCGUCUGAGCUUUGA
Messenger RNA from Vigna radiata var. radiata (mung bean), 2394 nucleotides. RefSeq lists its product as uncharacterized. The coding region runs from base 1 to 2394 and encodes 797 amino acids. The transcript has a single exon. The record is from RefSeq and is a predicted model, not a curated record. Gene Ontology annotation, molecular function: nucleic acid binding. Lineage: Eukaryota; Viridiplantae; Streptophyta; Magnoliopsida; Fabales; Fabaceae.